This is a messenger RNA of Zophobas morio, 1046 nucleotides long. Its product is annotated as secretory carrier-associated membrane protein 4-like. Bases 64 to 1038 code for a protein of 324 amino acids. The record is from RefSeq and is a predicted model, not a curated record. Gene Ontology annotation, biological process: protein transport. NCBI's taxonomy places the organism in Eukaryota, Metazoa, Arthropoda, Insecta, Coleoptera, Tenebrionidae. Gene Ontology annotation, cellular component: trans-Golgi network membrane; recycling endosome membrane. The transcript has 9 exons.
UCUAAAAUUUUCUUGAGCUGUAGUAUAUAAAGUGUAACGUCUUCUACUUUAAUAAAAAAAAUAAUGGAAGAAGACUGGACUGAAAACCCAUUUACAACUUAUGAUGAGGAUUCACCCAGCCCGACUCCCAUUAAUCUUUCAGGCUUCGUUAAACCAACUUCGUCUUUUCAUAGCAUAAACAUUUCAGCGACCCCUUCAGAAGCUGCUGAUAAGAGAUCAGUUGGUUCACUUAAUACUGAUGUUACGGAGCAAGUAUUAACACCUUCUAUUACUUCGCAAUCUGCGACUUUAGCUGAGAGAGAACUUCGUUUACAAGAGAGAGAAAAAAGAUUAAGGCUAAAAGAAGACGAAAUAGAAAGAAGGCUUCACGUUCUUAAUUCUCAGAGUGCAGCAUUAGAAAAGAGACCCAACUGGCCUCCCUUUCCUGAGUGGUGUAUACCACCCUUUGUGCCGUGGAUUUACCACUCCAUCACUAACGAAAUUCCAGCAGACAAUAGGAAAUUGGUGUUUUUAAUGUUCAACCUCUGGAAAUUCCACUGUCUUUGCUAUUUUUUAAAUUUUCUUGCGGCGCUAUCCUUUUUGAGAUGUGGCCGUUGCUCUUCCAAGAUCAUGCAUUUGGUGCUAGCCCUCCUUUACGUUAUUGCGUUUGUCCCCGGUUCCUUUGUUUUGUGGUAUCGAAGCUUGUAUCGCGGUUUCCAAAAAGACAAGUCGAUAAGCUUUAUGGUGUUCUUCUUUGUGUUUGGCUUCCAGAUUCUGGCCAACGCCUUUUUGGCUAUUGGCGUUCAAGGAUCCGGCGGCGGAGGCUGGAUCAGUGCGGUGGCCACGCUGAAGGAGAGUACUCCCCUCGGUUUUUUUAUUAGUCUCUCAGCUUCGUUUUGGACGCUUAACUUUAUGCUUUGUAUUUACAUGUUCAAAAGGAUUCAUUACUGGUACAGAGGAUCCGAGUACACGGCUGAAAGAGCUCAGAAUGAAAUUGUAGCGGGCGCUGCUCAAAAUGAAACCAUCAGAAGAGGUGUUUUACAUUCAAUACUGAAAUAAGUUCCAAU